CGCCCAUAUGAAUGCAACCUAGACCACGAUGAUCGGCAAUUCGCUCUAGUUUCAAGUGUAUCGCAUCGGAUCAAGCAUCACUGCGAAGGACACGUUUUGGCCUUCCAUGCGGCAAUUGACUGGUGUUUCAAAACUAUAUAACAUGAGAAAUGGUAACGUUUUACGGCGCCUCUCACUUUCGACCUGAUCUCCCUCUUUCACGAACCAAAAUCAAGUUAAUACUCACGUUAGAGCUGCACAUUUCCACGGAUAACUUAUAAGCUCGGUGUUGGGGAACAAGCCCUGAAAAUAUGGGUUUUAACGCUACACAUUUGUCAAACCCCCCAUCUUCCCUGAGGGCCGCGUCCACCUCGGUUCACAAUGGAGACAUGAAACAAGAUACGCCUGAAACAUUCGACCAGCCCAGAGAGAUGAAGGCAAGGGAGACGGUGCUGGGCAGGACUGGAGGCCGACUUGUUCACUCCUUGACGUCUUGCUACCGCCACAUGUUCGGAAGCGGAUAUCGGAACACGGGACCUCCCCAAAACCUCGAGGAUGAAGGUGGGCGUGGUCUAUGGUGGGUAUUCAGGCUGCUUCACUCACACUGUUGUGCACCCGCUUCAGAAGGAUCAGCCGUGAUUCAUCCGGACAUGCCCCGAGCUGCUUUCCCACCGCGAUUCAUGGCAUCUGCUCCUUCAACUGACGUUAGUUCAACUUCUGUCGAUGCUUCCGGCCAUUCGUCCCAUACAGCACGUCCCUUCACUGUGACCUCUACCUUGAACAGGCCUGAGGAUAUCUACUCCCUCCUCCAAACCCAGAAGCCUAGCCAGCGUCACCUCGUUGAUGCCUCGCGAUUCUGGGCUGUUCUCAUUGGCAUCGACGCGUAUCCAAAUUCUUCAUUAAAAGGCUGCGUAUCGGAUGCCAUUUUAAUGGAAAUGUUCCUGCACGAACAUCUGGGUGUACCGAAGGGUCGUAUAGAGAGCCUGCUUAGUUCGGAUGACCCCAAUUUAACAGGCAAAACCCUUCCCCCUUCCCGCGACAACAUUAUUCGAAAGCUCCACAGCCUCAUCGACAACGCCAAUAUAAACGAAGGUGAAAACAUCAUCAUCUACUUCGCCGGACAUGGCGCGAGCUACCAAUGCGCACAUCGUCGUGAUUCGCCCUCUUGCAAGGGCGAACUCUGUGGCAUUGAAGCUAUUUGCCCUGUUGACCGCAACGACGCCGCCGACAGUGGCCCUACGAUUCCCGACAUCAGCGACCGAGAGUUCAACAGCAUCCUCACUCAGAUAUCCCAGGCGAAGGGUCCUAACAUUACCGUCAUUCUUGAUUGCUGCUACUCGGCUGGCGCAACAAGGGAUGCGGAGGAAGGAGUGCGCGCGGCCCCUGAAUUAAAACGCAGUUUACUUGAGAAAGCACUGAAGGCCGCGGAUGAGAGCAUGAGACGUUUUCCUAGCUAUGUAUCGGUUUCGGAUGGCAACUGGUUCUUUGACAUGAAAUCUCAUGUCGUCGUUGCUGCCUGUGCCGAGUAUGAGAAGGCGAAGGAGACUUCCGGGCCCGAUGGAGAAGGCUACAAUGGGUGCUUUACACGAGCACUCAUUCGUACUCUCAUAUCCAACUGGACGAAUGAAUUGACAUACAAUGAUCUCAUCGAGCAUAUUACGAAGGAUUUAGAAGGACAGGGCAAUUACCAAGGCCCGGUGGUUGCUGGAGAACGAAGGAAAGAGCGUGUUUGGUUUUCUAAGUGACGAGGCUGUACGCAAUACAUCUACUUAGGUCCACAUUAUUUACUUGUAUGACGGAGGCUUCUUUACAGACGAAGUCCGUACAUUGGCCUCAGGAUCUGUAUCUAAUUAUUUGGAGUGUACGGCAUGAGCAUCAGGUUGCCAGGAACCCGACUACAAGUUCGCAAUACAAUUACAACCUAGAAGCUUAACGUGCUUGAGCGCGAAUGGCUAAAAAGAAAUGGAGUUAUUACCGGGGCUUGAACAAUCGUGUGCCAGUCGGGGGGGGAAGCGACGCAGGAGCAGUAAAAUAAGCGAUGCAAAGAUGCCCCACCACUCAAACACGACAUCGCCCACUCCGCAAGUUCCACCGCAUUCCUCUCAGACGGGCACCCCAGGGUUGUUUGGGACCCGUCUUCAACUGAGGGACGUAGCGGGAACCACCGCGAGGACCCGUACGUCAAUCAUCCGGAUUACAACCUAUACAUGGUCGGCGGGUU
Molecule: messenger RNA, 2200 nt
Organism: Desarmillaria tabescens
Lineage: Eukaryota; Fungi; Basidiomycota; Agaricomycetes; Agaricales; Physalacriaceae
Product: caspase domain-containing protein
Exons: 4
Coding region: 291-1724 (477 amino acids)
Biological process (GO): proteolysis
Molecular function (GO): cysteine-type endopeptidase activity
Source: RefSeq, a predicted model, not a curated record